AUGACGCGCACAUUCUUGACAAAGAUUCUCCGCAAUGCGCCCCGCCAAUAUAUUACCCCUCGAAAUUUCCUUGCGCGUGGUCGAGCACUUCCAAUCAUUCGAUCAAGCGUUAUUUAUCAACCCUUCCGCUCAAUCGCAACGUCAAAUAGAGUAGGCAAAGGACUUUCUCCAGAAUCUGAGAAUCCUAAGCCUAAGGUAUUGGAUAGCAAGGAAGAGUCAAAGCAAGCCGCCGACCUCACUCAAGAACAAUACAACGAAUUGUCGGAUGAGUACAUGGAUACGAUUGUUGAAAAGCUAGAGGCAUUACAAGAAGAGAGAGAAGACAUUGAUGUUGAGUACAGCGCGGGAGUUCUUACUCUCUCAUUCCCACCCAUCGGCACGUAUGUCAUCAACAAGCAACCACCCAACAAGCAAAUUUGGCUUUCUUCUCCAACCUCUGGUCCAAAGCGCUACGAUUUUGUGAUUACAAGCGAAGGUCAAGAUUCAAAAGAAGGCACAGGAUCAGGGGAGUGGAUAUACUUGAGAGAUGGCUCUUCUUUGAGCGAAUUGUUGUUGAAUGAAGUGGGUGUCGACUUAUCAAAUUCAUAUACCGCUGAGAUGCAAGGAGAAGAGUGA
Messenger RNA from Sclerotinia sclerotiorum 1980 UF-70, 615 nucleotides. RefSeq lists its product as hypothetical. The record is from RefSeq and is a predicted model, not a curated record. Gene Ontology annotation, molecular function: ferroxidase activity; ferric iron binding; 2 iron, 2 sulfur cluster binding. Bases 1 to 615 code for a protein of 204 amino acids. Lineage: Eukaryota; Fungi; Ascomycota; Leotiomycetes; Helotiales; Sclerotiniaceae. The transcript is spliced from 2 exons. Gene Ontology annotation, cellular component: mitochondrion. Gene Ontology annotation, biological process: iron incorporation into metallo-sulfur cluster; intracellular iron ion homeostasis.